Molecule: messenger RNA, 1806 nt
Organism: Penaeus vannamei (Pacific white shrimp)
Lineage: Eukaryota; Metazoa; Arthropoda; Malacostraca; Decapoda; Penaeidae
Source: RefSeq, a predicted model, not a curated record
AUGAGGCUUCCUUUCUCCCUCAGGUGCGGAGAGGGAGCUGCCCUGACUCGGGAGGGCGGGGCAUGUCGGGACGUGGACGAGUGUGUGUGGGCGCCCUGCCUCAACGGCGGCACCUGCGUCAACCGCGUCCCUGGCUACCUCUGCGUGUGUCCCAAGUCACACAUCGGAGAGAACUGCGAGGGGAAGGCCCUCCUGGCGCCCUCGGCCACCCUGCCGGUGGGCGUGGUAGUGGCGCUUGUCGUGUGGGCCGUGCUUGUUCUCGUGAUGCUGGGGGCGGCCUGCGCGGUGUACCGGAGGCGCCGCCGCAAGCGAGUCUCGUCGGGGAACAACGGCGUCGACAUCGCUGUGGAGGAGAUGACCUCCCGCGACGAUCUCCUUGACCCGGCCCACGACCACUCUCACGACCCUGCCAUCGAGGAGGGGCACAGUCAGCCUGCUGAUGUCCUGGAACUUCACGCUGUCAAGCCUGUCAACCAGAAGACGUGGACCAGAAAUGGUAUGGACCACCAGCCUCGCGAGUCUGUCUCCGCCGUCGCCAGCGCCCCUCGGGAGGACAAGCGGGCCUCCCCUGCCGUCGGACGCAAGGCGAAGCGGCGCCAGGACCAGCUGCCCCACGCGCCCGACGACCUCAGGAACUACGCCUACGAGGGCGACGGCAGCUCUCCGGGCUCGCUCUCCUCCUGCUGCUCAGGAGGCGACAGCAGCGGGGACACGGGCUUCCUCGGCGGUUUCCAGGAAGUGGCAACGCUGCUCAAUUGCCUGGGGAGCCAGUCGGCGGCGUCCGAUUCUCCGGCGCGCCACCGCGCCCGCCCUUCUCCUCAGGCCUCGCUGCCCCUCGCCACGCCGAGCGACAGGAAGGUGUCUGCGCACCCGGCCGCCGCAAGCAUCAAGGGGGCGGCUCCCCUCAGCAGCGGGAGUCUGCAGCACCUUCGGGUGGCCUCGGACAAGCUUGGGGUGGAGUUAAGUCUCGAGGCCUCGCCAAAGGAAGGCCCAGGCGUUCAGGACAUGGUCCUGGGCUCGCCCGCAUUUUGUCACCACGGGAGUGAGCCUCACAAAAGCAAUUCCCUGCCCAGGCCGCGGGCCGCCACCCUCGUCAUCAGCAGCAGGAAAGAUGACAACUUGGAGUGCGUCACGCGACGACUUGCCGAGACGUACCAUCACUCUCUCAGGAGAUACAAGAGUGUGGGCUGCAGAACCGAGGCUCCAGGGACCUGCUGCGCGCCUCCUCGGGAGGGCUUCGAAACAGACCCGUCGAUGGCGCCGCUCCGACCCCAGGAUGUGUGUCGAGCGUGCAUCUCCGUUUCGCUCCAGCGCCGAGAGAGAGCAAAGCCAUAUAGUAUCCCUUCCCGGAGCUUAUCUGCCUCGACCGUAUCCUUCCUCGCCGCGACCUCAGCACCCCCUCUCCUCCCUUCGCCCCCCUCGACAUCCCGGAAUAAUCAGUUCGUCCAGGCCCUUCCCCGUGCACAGGCGCGACAGGCCUGCACGGGACUUACAUGUGCCGCUUCGCAGGAGUGUGGCUGCGGCCGCGCCCGAACACCCUCCGAGGUAGGCGCCACAGGGCGCCCCUCCGCCGGCAAGAUCCUGGCCGCCGGCAGGACAUAGCACCAGCAAGGCCGCCCGGGGCCGCUGGGUGUGUGAGGUGCCUGUGCCUAAUGUUGAAUGCAAGUGUUUUGUACUGUAAAAGCGUCUCCAAGACUCGAACUCUGCCUUUCACCUUCGGCGUGUGUCAGUCGUAAAAGUGUUUCAUACUGAAUUCAUCUUCACCUGCACCAUAAUGUCUAGCCAUGAUUUUUACUUUUGUAAAUC